AUGGGAGGGAGAACGGCUGACUACACAGUUUAUGGGAAUAAAUUGUAUGUGGACAGCUGUGAAAAGUGGCUCAACUGCAAGAACGAGUUCCUGCAGAAGUAUCUCCAUCAGGUCCUGACCGAGUUACCCAGCUGCCCUUGCGUCUACCCGUCCGAGGUCAUCUACAGCGCCGUGAACAUCUUUGAUGAGAAGCUGCGCAAGACCUACUGAUGGCACGACACCAGCGGACCCAAAGAGCGCCUGGAUGUCUACAAGCCGUCUGCGCAGUUCUGCGUGCGCUCCAUGUUGUCGUCCGAAAGCACCAGACUCGCCGCGCAGCACUGCUGCUACGACGAACACAUGAAGCUCAUAACCAGGGGCAAAGGUGCCGGAGCGCAUAACCUUAUCAGCAUCGAAUUCUCUCCGGAGCUCCAUUACAAAGUGGACGUGCUUCCAUGGAUCCUGUGCAAAGGUGACUGGAGCCACUUCCACUCGGUAUGUCCUCCUAACAACGGGCUGCAGUGCACAGAGAACCCUCAGGAGGACAUCUAUAUGAACGAGCUGGAGGAGGCUCGAGAGUACUGAGAGGCAAAGCUGUCUCGUCUCAGAACUAUAGAUAU
Messenger RNA from Tachysurus vachellii, 599 nucleotides. RefSeq names its product isthmin-2-like. NCBI's taxonomy places the organism in Eukaryota, Metazoa, Chordata, Actinopteri, Siluriformes, Bagridae. The record is from RefSeq and is a predicted model, not a curated record.